AGUCUACUUGACAUAAAUUAUAUAAAUGGAACUAAAUAUCAAUAAUAUAAAGUAAUUAAUAAUCCAAAAAUUAAAUAUUUCAAAAAGCCAAUGAACUCCGAAGAAGAUGCUUAUCUUCGAGCAAUAUUUGGGAUGGUGGAAGUGAUCUUUUAUGGAAGAAGUCAGGUGACGGUGCCUAGGUUUUUAAAAUGGAACUUAUGAUGAAAAAAAUGAUUCCAACAUCGAUUGAUAUUAACAGAAGAAUUAUUCUUUUAUUUUUAACUUUUUCAACGAUAUCUUUUUUAUUUAUUGACGCUGAAACUACUUGUCCUGAAAAAUGUUCCUGUUAUUUGAAUCAAGUUCCUCGUACUAUAACCUGUUCUGGAAAAAAAUUGACAGAGUUUCCUCAAAAUUUGAGCGACUUGGUGGAGCACUUGGAUUUAUCAGAGAAUUAUAUAUCAGAGAUUCCAGAUGACAUAAAUCGCUUAUCAGAACUUGAGGACUUGAAUCUAUCUCGAAAUCGACUGACAUCACUUCCAAGUAGCCUAGCUGGUCUUCACAAACUUCAAACCUUAAGUUUAAGUGGAAACAAUAUAACUGUUGCAAACAAGUUGUCUUCUCUAAGUCAGCUAAGCUUUUUGAAAAUGCUGUAUCUCUCUCAUAAUCCAUUAUCUAAUUUAAAUGGAUUGCAGAACACAAAUCUUCAAAUUCUUGAUGCUAGUCAUUGCGGGAUAACAGAAUUUGGAAGUACAUUUUUGGAAGGAUUCCCAAAUAUAAAGACUUUAAGUUUGGCAGAGAAUUCCCUAACAAAUAUUUCAAACCCAUUGAGUGAUACUCUGACAUGGUUGAAUUGCUCUGAUUGUGAUUUGAAAAUCUUAAAAUCUGAUACAUUUGAAGGCCUUACAAACCUUGAAGAACUCAUAAUGCAGAAUAAUAAGAACUUAAUAUACAGCAUGAGAAGUGUAUUCCUUCGCCACGACAAAUUGGAAAGACUGGAUGUCACCAACUGCAAUUUGGAUCGACCAGGUCUUCGUGAUCUUCCUGCUCUCACUCACGCCAAACUUUCCCACAAUGCAAUUCACAUUCUUCCAGAUCGAAUUUUUGCGAAAAAUCGAGCAUUAACUCACAUCUAUCUAGACACAAACCGCAUUGGCCACCUCAACAAAAGUUCAUUCGCUGGUCUGAUAAACCUCCAAAUGCUGGAUUUAUCAAGAAACGAUCUGGAGGAAGUUCACUGGUCUACUUUUCGUGAAAGCAACCAGUUAAAUUUGCUAAAUCUUUCCUCAAACAGUAUUCGAGACGUGGAAAAUUUGACUACUUCAGCAAUGACAGUCGACCUUUCUUCUAACUUGAUUACCAAAGUCGACUCAAGUACUUUGGUGAAUAUGCCUAAGAUCAGGACCUUGAAUCUAAGCAAAAAUUUUAUAAAGGAUAUUUCAGGAGGUUUAGAAUCCUCGACUUUGAGAAUUUUGGAUUUGAAAGUGAACCAGUUAGUUAAACUGGAUGUUCAGAUGUUUUCAGGUCUGCCUGAACUCAUGAAACUUGAUCUCUUCGGAAACCGACUCACUGAAGGUGCAGAUCCAAAAAUUUUUCAGAACAACCCUGAAUUGCGAGUUCUACUUCUAGCAGAUAAUCCAUGGAGGUGUGAUUGUUCCCAGCUGCACCCAACUUAUAAUUUCUUGAUCAAGUUACCAGUGAAGACAGAAAUGGGAACUCUGAUUUGUCAGAGUCCACCUAAUGUUUCAGGAUUCUCCUGGGAAACUGCCUGUUAUGAAGAGUGGUUUGAACGUCUCUAUCCACCAAAAAAUCGUACAUGGGGGCUAGUGAUGAUCAGCAUUUUAACCUUGGUAAUUGUGGGUGGAACUAUACUGUCCAUCAAGCAUGCCAUGAAAACGAAGAGAGCUGCUAGGAAUCAACGACAGUCACUUGAAAGAGCAGAGGCUAGGGAAAGACUUCGAUUAUUACAAAGAAGGAACCAAAGACUUGAAGAGGAACUUAGAGACCAAGUAUCAGAACCCAGGAUCCAUCCAAUGGAGCUGAUUGGUCCACCAAGCUAUGAAGAAGCAGUCCACAUGCCACGACUAGCUCAAUCCUUAGAUGGUUUGGAUGUUGCAUCAACAGAAAAUUCAACAGCAGUCGCACGAAUUUUAGGAUCAGUUGACAACCUCCGAGUAAAGAAAAGAAGAUCAAGACGUCCGAGGAGAAGAACCUUAAGCGAAGAUAAUUUAAACAGGAGGGAAGAACGUCGAGUGGAAAGGUUAAGAAGAAACACAUCCAGAAUAACAAUUGGUGGCAACCAAUUAGGUGUAGAACACUCACCAGAAUCCGCGAAUGAUCUUCUACCUCCACCAAGUGUCCCAAUUAGACCCAGAAUUAGGAGUGAUUCUGACCAGGGUGGAACUGAUUCACCUAGAAAUAAAAUCAGGCCUCCAACCCCAACAGCAAAAAAGAAAAAGCGGAUAAUUUUAUCCAAAGCCGGAACUUCAACAGAUGAUGAGGACUCCGAUUUUCAGAAUAGUCGUGAUAGAAGAAGUAUCAGAAAUACCAUCGUCAUCCCAAAUCUUUCUCGUGAACCCAGAAGUGGCUACAGACCAUCUUCAACGACUGAUAAUGCGACUGAUCAAUGAAAAAAAAAAAUGGUAUUAAAAACACUCAGUGAUUAUCCAAUUUCUAUUAUUUUAUUUCCACAGGAAGUAAUUUAAAAUGUUUGUAGACUUUUCUAUGCAGUUGAAAGUUCAAAGUGUACAGCUUGUUUUGU
Molecule: messenger RNA, 2737 nt
Organism: Belonocnema kinseyi
Lineage: Eukaryota; Metazoa; Arthropoda; Insecta; Hymenoptera; Cynipidae
Product: podocan
Exons: 6
Coding region: 189-2606 (805 amino acids)
Molecular function (GO): protein binding
Source: RefSeq, a predicted model, not a curated record